Molecule: messenger RNA, 3917 nt
Organism: Nylanderia fulva
Lineage: Eukaryota; Metazoa; Arthropoda; Insecta; Hymenoptera; Formicidae
Source: RefSeq, a predicted model, not a curated record
UGCGAUACCUUCUCGUCGCCUGCCGCUUCCUUGAGUUCCUCGCCCUAUACGUGUGCGAAAGAACGCUCCUUUUAUCUGCAAGGUUAAAUGUAUUGCGAAAUUUCACGGACGAGAAUAGAACGAUAAGAUUGUAUUGUUAUCAGUCGCAGUGAUUCAGUUUCCCGUUCACACGCGCUGGCUGAGAAAUUCAGCAGGAGGAUACAGUCGACGAUAUUUACGUUUAUUUGACAUACCAGACAGCUGGCACAAUUAUUCCAAUUCGGAUAAAUAUUGAUAUCAUAAAGAUGUCUGAUCAGUUUGGGCCAAUUACUUUGAAAUGGGAUCCCAAAAACUUGGAAAUACGGACUAUGUCUGUAGAGAAAACGUUAGAGCCACUUGUACUUCAAGUUACCACGUUAGUGAAUACAAAAGGUCCCAGCAAGAAGAAGAAAGGAAAAUCGAAGAGGGCUAGCGCGCUUGUCGGAACUGUAGAAAAGGCAACUACCAAUUUUAUUGAAAAAGGUGAAAAGAUCGCUUAUGAAAAUCCAGACAUUACAGCAGAAAUGUUAAGCGCUGUGGAAGAAGUCAGGAAAACAGGUGCAGCAAUGAGCAUUGCUGCUAGGGAAUUUUCUGAGGAUCCAUGUUCGUCGUUGAAACGUGGUAAUAUGGUGCGCGCCGCAAGGAAUUUAUUGUCAGCGGUGACACGUUUGCUUAUUCUAGCAGACAUGGUGGACGUUCAUUUGCUCUUGAAAUCGUUGUAUGUGGUAGAGGAUGAUCUGAAAAAGUUGAAGAACGCCUCCUCGCAGGGUGAAUUAAUUCAGAAUAUCAAGGAAUUUGGCAGAAAUGCCGCUGAAUUGAUCCAUCAAGCAGCCAAACGUCAGCAUGAGUUGAAGGAUCCGCAGCUGAGAGACGAUUUGGCGGCUGCUCGAGCCGUUCUAAAGAAACAUUCCACCAUGCUGCUCACUGCGUCGAAGGUAUUCGUGCAGCAUCCUGAUCUUGCGGCGGCUAAGGCGAAUCGUGAUUACGUGUUGAAGCAGGUGUGCGAAGCCGUAAAUACAAUAAACGACGUUGCUCAAGGGAAAACUCCGCCGGACAGUCAGCAUCCUUAUGAAGGUCCAGGCGAGUUGGCCGCCGCGUUGGAUGACUUUGACGAGAGGAUGGUGAUGUCUCCGCUCGCGUACAACGAGGUCCGUACACGACCGAGUCUUGAGGAGAGAUUGGAAAGUAUUAUCAGCGGAGCCGCAUUGAUGGCAGAUUCAUCGUGCACUAGGGACGAACGUAGAGAGCGCAUUGUUGCUGAGUGUAACGCGGUCAGACAAGCACUUCAGGAUCUCCUGAGUGAAUACAUGAACAACUUACAGCGUGCUCGGGGUGGGAAACGGAUGGGCGUCAAGGAACAAUCUGAAGGCUUAGAAAGAGCAAUAGAUCACAUGUGCAGAAAGACCCGUGAUCUUCGCAGACAAUUGCGCAAAGCUGUGGUGGAUCACGUAUCGGAUAGUUUUCUGGAAACAAGCGCGCCGUUACAGGCUUUGUAUGAAGCAGCGGAAAAAGGUUGGAUCAAGGAAGUGGAAGAGUAUGCGCUUAUUUUCACUGAACAUGCGAAUAAACUGGUGGAGGUUGCGAAUCUGGUAUGCAGUAUGUCCAACAACGAAGAUGGCGUAAAGAUGGUGCGUUACGCUGCGGCGCAGAUAGAGAAUCUGUGUCCACAGGUGAUCAAUGCUGCGCGUGUGUGGGCUGCGCGAAACACCGAUGUCGCGAAGGAAAAUAUGAAAGUAUUCCGUCAGGCAUGGGAGACUCAGAUGCGUGUAUUAACGGAGGCCGUAGACGAUAUCACUACUAUCGACGAUUUUCUGGCGGUUUCCGAGAAUCAUAUCCUGGACGACGUCAACAAGUGCGUCUUGGCGUUGCAAGUGCGUCCAGGUGACGCAGAUACUCUAGACAGACAUGCAGGUGCAAUACUCGGCCGUUCCGCCAGAGUGUGCAACGUCGUGCAAGCUGAGAUGGACAACUACGAGCCAUGCAUUUAUACGAAGCGAGUUCUUGAGGCGGUGAAGGUUCUCAGAAAACAAGUAAUGCCCAACUUUGAGCAACGAGUUGAGGAGGCGGUGAAUGCUCUACGUAGCAAUCCAGCGCAAGAAGUAGACGAGAAUGAUUUCAUCGACGCAUCUAGACUGGUAUAUGACGGAGUUCGCGAGAUCAGGCGCGCUGUGCUCAUGAACAGGGCGGACGAGGAUUUGGAUCCUGAAGAUGUGGAACUGGACGAGCAUUACACGCUGGAGACACGUAGCAAGUCUAGCGCUCAGACCGGGGAGCAUGGUGUGGACGAGUAUCCAGAGAUCAGUGGCAUCACGACUGCUCGUGAGGCAAUGAGAAAGAUGCCAGAAGAGGAUAAGCAAAAGAUCUUGCAGCAGGUCGAAUAUUUCAAGAGCGAGAAACUCAAGUUCGAUAAAGAGGUGGCGAAAUGGGAUGAUGCCGGCAAUGACAUCAUCGUUCUCGCUAAGCACAUGUGCAUGAUUAUGAUGGAGAUGACGGACUUUACUCGUGGUCGAGGUCCCCUGAAGACGACCAUGGACGUCAUAAAUGCGGCGAAGAAAAUCUCCGAAGCUGGCACGAAACUGGACAAGCUGACUAGACAGAUUGCCGAUCAGUGCCCGGAAAGUUCCACAAAGAAGGAUCUCUUAGCAUAUUUGCAACGCAUAGCGCUCUAUUGCCAUCAGAUGAAUAUUACCAGUAAGGUGAAGGCAGAUGUGCAGAAUAUCAGCGGCGAAUUGAUCGUCUCCGGCCUAGAUAGCGCAACCUCUCUCAUACAGGCUGCCAAAAACUUGAUGAACGCUGUUGUGCUUACGGUGAAGGCUUCUUAUGUUGCGUCUACAAAAUAUCCACGACAAUCCACGGUUACAUAUUCUCCUAUUGUCAUAUGGAAGAUGAAGGCUCCGGAGAAGAAACCGUUGGUACGUCCCGAAAGACCCGAAGAGGUGAGAGCGAAAGUGCGCAAAGGUUCACAAAAGAAGGUACAGAAUCCUAUACAUGCACUUUCGGAAUUUCAAAGUCCUACCGAGAGCGUAUAAGCUCUGCCAAUGUAAGUAAAUGGAAAGUAAUGUAUUUAUAUAUAUAUAUAUAUAUAUAUAUAUGUGUGUGUACAUAUAUAUAUACACACAUACAGCAUCACCUUUCAAGAGUAGAAGGCCAAGAUAUUUUAUUUUCGAUGAAGUUUAAAAUAUAAAUGAUAUAGAAUGUUGUCGAUCAUUCCGUGGUACGUUAUGCAUGAAUAUACAAUUUAAGUAUGUUAAUUAUUAGUUUUUAAUUGAAAACAAUCGUAAUAAAAGCGAAUAAUACAUAAUCCCAAGAAAUAAGCAAUGCAACGUUGAGAAGCCGCUUUAGCGGCUGAGGAAAAUUACAGUAGUACGAAUUAAGAAAGGCUGAGAUACAUAUACACAAUCAUCAUAUUCAAUCUUACAGGGCACAAUUAAAGAUAAUAAGAAUUUUGUGUUAUAAAUCAUAUUUGUUUGCGAGUCCGUACAGUAUGAUUGUAUUUAAAAGUUUUAACUUCUACAAUGAAAAAUCUUUAUAUUAUCUAUUCAAUUUUCUAGCUGUAAGAGUGACAUAUAUUUCAGGCGACAACUUACAAGAAUCCUAAUACUUCCUGCAUACUAACUUAUUUUUCGACAAUAAAAAUAUAUCUCUUAUUGGUUUAUAUUAUUUUAUACAACUAUAUAUUGGUCAUUUUUAUUCGAUGUAUAUUAUUUAGAUUUUUUAAAAUCAAUACUUUGACGUAAUAGCAUUUAGAUUAGAAAUUUAUUUUUGUAAAUUUUUCUUUUUAUAAAAAAUUCUAUUAUCUUUAUCUUUUUGUAAAAAAUUGAGUUUAUACGAGAGAUCAAUGAAACUCAUGGAUUGACACAGUAUUGUAUCGAAAUAAAGAGACUGCAGAUUAUAAAGUA